AUGGAAAAAGAAGAGCAUAGUCUUAUUAUUCAAAGACAACACCAGGAGUUAGCAAUGAUUAGAGAGGAGGUUAAUAGAAAACUUGAAACUCUUCAAAAAUCACUUCAAAUUAAUCAAUCAACUCUUCAACAAAUGAUAAAUUAUGAAACCACAACAAAGAAAGAGAUGGUUGAAAAGCUAAGGAGCGAGUUAUGUGCAAAUAAAGAAAACGAAGAGGCUCUUAAUAACUUUGAUAAGUUAUUAAGUUCUUUUAUAUCUGUUCAUGAAGAUGGAAAUCAAAAAAUUAAUAAUUGCAUAAAUGACACUAUAAACGAUUUCAAUAGAAUAAAAAAUGAUAUGUUGAUUAAUAUUGACAUAUCGUUAAGGUCACUAGAAAAAAGGUUACAUAGUUAUGAGUCUCAUUUUAGUGAAAUCGAAACUUUCCAAAAGAAAGUAGGUAGCUUCGAUCCACAUAAUAUCACAUUACGAUUUGUUGAUGGAGAUGUUAUUCUAGAUGAAAAGAUAACUAAAAAUAACAGAUUUAAAGGAACUUUAUUGGAAGAAUUUUUAGCAGCUUCAGAAAAUCAAGAAAAGGAUAGUUCUGAUCUCAAAGUUGUAGAAAUUAAUAGAAGCAAAGAAUUCUUUAAAUAUAUUCUUUCAUUCAUUACUGAUAAUGAAAUAGUUAUAGGUGAAGGAAGUAUAGCUUCUCUUCAAGCAGCUUCAAAUGAACUAACUGCUUACAGAAUUAUACCAGAAGAAAUCUAUCAGUCAAUGAGACAUGCCAUUACCUGUUAUUCAUUAGAGCAUCCUGAUCAAUCAGAUGAAGUAUUAUGUAGUGCUCUAGGUCUGUCUCAAUUUACACAUCUCUUUUCACUUCAAAAAGCUUGUUUACAAGUAAAAGAAGAAGAAAAAGAAUUUGCACAAAAAUUAUUAGAAUGCAAAACAUUUGCUGAAGCCACUACUGUUCUCCAAAAGAUUGUCACCAACAGACAACUGAGAAUUGAACAGAUGACAUCCCAACAGCUAAUUAAUUUUAUUGUCUCUGCUCUUCCCCAACGUACUUCAGUUGAUUUCAAAGUCUCAAAUACAAAUUUGUUCUGUCAAGGAAAUAGCGUCACAAAUAGACUACAUAAACAGUUCAAUGUAGCUAUGAUUCCAGAAAUAGUCUCAGCAUAUACUAUUAAGGUUGUUGCACCUGGAAGUUCAGGUAUUGGAAAUGCAAUGUACAUCGGAUUUUCUUAUGCCCCAUUAUCAAACCCACCUAAAGACCAACAAUGGGUUAAAUUGGGUUAUUAUAUGUCAGUCUAUAAUGGAAAUCUCUAUUCUGAGAAAGUUACCCCAAAUAGUGGAAACCACGUUUAUUAUAAUAAAAGAAUCACUCGUGACGAUUUAGUGGUUUGUUGGUACUCUCGUAUAACAAGAAGUAUUGGGUUCAUUAUAAAUGGAGUUCAGUUAGGUCCUGCAUUUGUUGGAAUUACUCAAAUAAACUUAUAUCCAAUUUUAGUUGUUUAUGAAGUUGAACAAACAUUUGCAGUUGAUAAAAUAUUACCAAUUCAAUGA
Molecule: messenger RNA, 1539 nt
Organism: Entamoeba dispar SAW760
Lineage: Eukaryota; Evosea; Mastigamoebida; Endamoebidae
Exons: 1
Coding region: 1-1539 (512 amino acids)
Molecular function (GO): protein binding
Source: RefSeq, a predicted model, not a curated record